Molecule: messenger RNA, 1970 nt
Organism: Oxyura jamaicensis (ruddy duck)
Lineage: Eukaryota; Metazoa; Chordata; Aves; Anseriformes; Anatidae
Gene: STAMBP
Product: STAM binding protein
Exons: 10
Coding region: 184-1479 (431 amino acids)
Biological process (GO): protein K63-linked deubiquitination
Cellular component (GO): endosome; cleavage furrow
Molecular function (GO): K63-linked deubiquitinase activity; metal-dependent deubiquitinase activity; protein binding
Source: RefSeq, a predicted model, not a curated record
GUAGGAAGCGGCCGCCGGGCCGGGCGGAAGGCGGCCGCGACGUGUGCGGAUGUGGUGGCAGCUCGUGAUUGGCUCCUGGGAACGAGGCGGGGAGGGUGGGGUCAAGCGUCAACACGGAAGCGCGGAGGGAGGCGGCGGCGGCUCCGUCCCGGCGCAGAGUAAGUCAGUGCUGCAGCAGCUUUGAUGUGCCUCAUUAUGCCUGACCAUGCCAAUGUCAGCCUCCCACCAGAGGAGCGUGUCCGAAGCCUGAUCCAGAUGGGGAGCGCUGUUGAAGUGAAUGAGGAUGUCCCACCGCGACGCUACUACCGCUCUGGCGUGGAAAUCCUCCGCAUGGCGACGAUUUACUCAGAGGAGGGAAAUAUUGAGCAUGCCUUCAUUUUGUACAAUAAGUACAUCACGCUCUUCAUUGAGAAGCUGCCAAGGCAUCGUGAUUACAAAACUGCUGUCAUACCUGAAAAGAAGGAAACAGUGAAAAAACUGAAAGAAGUAGCCUUCCCUAGAGCUGAAGAGCUCAAGAAGGAGUUGUUAAAGAGGUACGCCAAGGACUAUGCUAAGUACAGUGAGCAGAAGAAAGAGGAGGAAGAGGAAUUUGCACGCAACCUGGCUUUGCAGCAGCAACUGGAAGAGGAGAGAAAUCGUGUAGCCCUGAUGAAGCAGCAGCAGGCAGAACAAGAGCAGUUUCAUGUCUUUGAGGAGAUGAUUCGACAGCAGGAGCUGCAGAAGGAACGUCUGAGGAUAGUGCAGGAAUAUGGAAAGCCAAAGCCAAAUCCAGAGUCUCUGGAUGGACCCCUCAUCCCUGAUAUGGAAAAGCCCCCAAGUGAUUUGACCCCACAGGUUCCUGUCUCUCCAGUUCACUCUGCAAGUCCAUCAGUGGAGAUUGUCUCACCCAAACCUCCUGUUGUGGACAGAUCUUUGAAACCUAGUGCUUUGGGGAACACAGAAAACAUUGCAAGCAUGGAUGCCCUUCGCCAGGUCAUUGUCCCUAGGGAGUUGUGCCAGAAAUUCCUCCAGCUGGCUGAUGCCAACACAGUCCGAGGUGUGGAGACAUGUGGGAUCCUCUGCGGUAAGCUGAUGAGGAAUGAGUUCACGAUAUCCCACGUCAUCGUUCCCAAGCAGUAUGGAGGCCCUGACUAUUGCAACACAGAGAAUGAGGAGGAACUUUUCCUGAUCCAGGAUCAGCAUGGCCUUGUUACACUUGGCUGGAUCCAUACUCACCCCACACAAACAGCGUUCCUCUCCAGUGUGGACCUGCACACACACUGUUCCUAUCAGAUGAUGUUGCCAGAGUCCAUUGCUAUUGUGUGUUCUCCAAAAUACCAGGAGACAGGGUUUUUCAAGCUGACAGAGCAUGGCCUGGAGGAGAUCUCUUCCUGCCGGCAGAAAGGAUUCCACCCGCACUCCAAAGACCCUCCUCUCUUCACUACCUGCAAUCACGUGUCACUAGUCGAGAGAGAUGUGGUACUGAUGGAUCUCCGAUAGGCCUCUUGCCUUAACCAUUUACUGUAAAACCAUCUUACCUUCCUUCUAUGCCUAGGGAAGUUUUUCUUUCCCCCUUUAGCAGAUGAUUUCUACCGUGUAAUGACCCCACUUCCUUCCUGAGUAGUCACAGCAAAAUCAGUUCCCUGACCUCAGUGGGAGCAUGUGAAAUCCUGUUGCCUGGUGUUGGACUGGUGAAGUGGUGUUGAGGUUCAAGGUGUGGGGAAAAGCUAACUAGAAAUUCAGACAGAAGCUAACACUGAAGCAAUUGCUUAAUCUGUGGCUUGAUCAGCAUCUUGGGGGUUUCCCUGUGAACUGCUGCAACCUUGAGGUGUGAAAUCACUUCAAGCGCUUUCUGAAGUGGGACUUGCCCAAAUUAACCCAUACUUCGCUUUGCCUCUCUUUCUGGGUUGAUAAAUUGUGGCCUGAGUGUGGCUGGUUGGAGUAGAUGAAUCUUUGCUUAGUUUAAAAUUAAACCUUCCUAACACCUCUCA